Messenger RNA from Raphanus sativus (radish), 2838 nucleotides. RefSeq names its product subtilisin-like protease SBT1.5. Gene Ontology annotation, biological process: proteolysis. Gene Ontology annotation, molecular function: serine-type endopeptidase activity. The coding region runs from base 262 to 2574 and encodes 770 amino acids. The record is from RefSeq and is a predicted model, not a curated record. Lineage: Eukaryota; Viridiplantae; Streptophyta; Magnoliopsida; Brassicales; Brassicaceae. The transcript has a single exon.
UCAAAAGCAUAGAGGUAAUUGUCGUAAUAAAGAAAGCAAAAAGACAUUGCCUCCAGCUCACAGACACUAGCCAGUGUCGACACACACAACUUCUUCUGCUUUGCUCUGUACACACUCCACAAAAGUCUUCACCUCUCUUUCUCCGCUUCCUCCCAAACAUCUAAUAGCAAUGUGGUACCCUCUUACCUUCUUCUUCCUCCUCCUCCUCCACUCACUAAACCAUAUCAACAUUUAGAGAAAGAAAAUUAAUUUUCUCCAUCAAUGGCUUUCUUCUUUUUCUUCUUCCUCUCCCUCUUGACUCUCUCUUCUUCUUCCUCUUCCAACGACAUGAACUCUUUGACUUACAUAGUCCACGUCGACCACGAAGCUAAACCCUCAAUCUUCCCCACUCACCGACACUGGUACACCUCCUCACUCACUUCCACUCCUUCCUCCAUCAUCCACACAUACGACACCGUUUUCCACGGCUUCUCCGCAAGACUCACAUCUCAAGAAGCUACUCAGCUCUUAAACCAUCCCCACGUCAUCUCCGUUAUCCCCGAGCAAGUCCGUCAACUGCACACCACUCGCUCCCCCGAGUUCCUCGGCCUCAGGUCCACCGACAAAGCGGGUCUACUCGAAGAGUCCGACUUCGGGUCGGAUCUCGUCAUCGGAGUCAUCGACACAGGUAUCUGGCCCGAGAGACCCAGCUUCGACGACCGCGGUCUCGGUCCCGUUCCCGCCAAAUGGAAAGGCCAAUGCGUACCCUCCCAAGACUUCCCGGCGACGGCGUGUAACCGCAAACUCGUCGGAGCGAGAUUCUUCUCCGGCGGGUACGAAGCGACCAACGGGAGAAUGAACGAGACAACAGAGUCUCGCUCUCCCCGCGACUCCGACGGCCACGGGACCCACACCGCCUCCAUCUCCGCCGGCCGUUACGUUUUUCCGGCGUCAGUUCUCGGCUACGCUCGCGGCGUCGCCUCCGGGAUGGCUCCGAAAGCCAGGCUCGCCGCCUACAAAGUCUGCUGGAGCUCCGGCUGCUACGACUCCGACAUCUUGGCGGCGUUCGACACGGCGGUCGCCGACGGUGUCGACGUCGUCUCUCUCUCCGUCGGAGGCGUCGUGGUUCCCUACCACCUCGACGCCAUCGCCAUCGGAGCCUUCGGAGCGAUCGACAGAGGGAUAUUCGUCUCCGCCUCCGCCGGAAACGGCGGUCCCGGCGGUUUGACGGUGACGAACGUCGCGCCGUGGAUGACGACGGUCGGCGCCGGAACCAUCGACCGUGACUUCCCGGCGAACGUGAAGCUCGGUAACGGUAAAACGAUUCCCGGCGUCAGCGUUUACGGUGGACCGGAUCUUGAUCCGGGUCGGAUGUACCCGCUUGUGUACGGUGGUAGUUUACUCGGAGGUGACGGUUACUCUUCGUCUCUGUGUAUAGAGGGAUCGUUGGAUCCGAGUUUGGUGAGAGGCAAGAUCGUUCUCUGCGACAGAGGUAUCAACUCUAGAGCAGCCAAAGGAGAGAUCGUGAGGAAGAACGGUGGCUCGGGGAUGAUUAUAGCGAACGGCGUCUUCGACGGAGAAGGUCUAGUAGCUGACUGCCACGUGUUACCUGCGACUUCGGUUGGUGCUUCUGGAGGCGAUGAGAUUAGGAGGUACAUAUCUGAGUCAACGCGUUCGUCGAAACAACCAACGGCUACGAUUGUUUUCAAAGGGACCCGGCUUGGGAUCCGACCCGCACCGGUAGUUGCGUCUUUCUCCGCUCGUGGGCCUAAUCCGGAGUCGCCGGAGAUUCUUAAACCGGAUGUUAUCGCACCCGGUUUGAACAUUUUGGCAGCUUGGCCUGACCGGAUUGGUCCAUCCGGUGUGCCUUCCGAUAACCGGAGAACGGAGUUUAACAUUUUAUCAGGCACUUCGAUGGCGUGCCCGCACGUGUCUGGUCUCGCAGCUUUGCUCAAGGCGGCUCAUCCUGAUUGGAGUCCGGCAGCGAUAAGGUCAGCAUUGAUGACUACGGCUUACACUGUAGAUAACCGAGAUGAGCCAAUGCUGGAUGAGUCAACCGGGAAUACAUCUUCGGUUAUGGAUUACGGGUCGGGUCAUGUUCACCCGACCAAAGCUAUGGAUCCGGGACUAGUCUACGAUAUCACAUCUUAUGAUUACAUCAACUUCUUGUGUAACUCCAACUACACGGGAUCCAAUAUUGUGACAAUAACCCGACGGAAAGCUGACUGCGAUGGUGCUAGACGCGCGGGACAUGUUGGGAAUUUGAAUUAUCCGUCGUUUUCAGUCGUGUUUCAGCAGUAUGGUGAGAGUAAAAUGUCGACACAUUUCAUCAGGACAGUUACUAAUGUAGGUGAUUCUGACUCGGUUUAUGAGGUUAAGAUUAGGCCACCGAGAGGGUCGAACGUGACGGUUGCGCCGGAGAAGCUAUCGUUCAGACGUGUUGGUCAGAAACUGAGUUUUGUUGUUAGAGUUAAGACUGCGGAGGUGAAACUGUCACCAGGAGCUACAAAUGUUGAGACUGGUCAUAUAGUUUGGUCGGAUGGGAAACGAAAUGUUACAAGUCCUUUGGUGGUUACUCUUCAACAACCUCUGUGAAGGGCUUUUUUAGGAUUUAGAGACCAGAAAAUCGUGGCCUCGUUGUUUUUGUUUUAUAAAAUGUGAAAGUAAGAGAUCAUAAGCUCUUGUUGCUGUAAUGUCUAAGAUCGUUAUUGGGUUCAUGUAAUAUAUAACGUUCAUUUGAUGAUGUGGGCUUUUAAUGAGGCUUGUAGAGCUUAAAACUCUGAGCCCAAAUCUUUUACUUUUGUUUCGAGAUGUUUGUUUUCUUGUUCAAGGUGAAUAUAUUAUGAUUCCAUUAUUUCA